This is a messenger RNA of Eurytemora carolleeae, 1875 nucleotides long. Its product is annotated as glutamate-gated chloride channel. Gene Ontology annotation, biological process: chloride transmembrane transport; regulation of membrane potential; signal transduction. The record is from RefSeq and is a predicted model, not a curated record. Gene Ontology annotation, molecular function: extracellular ligand-gated monoatomic ion channel activity; neurotransmitter receptor activity; transmembrane signaling receptor activity. The transcript is spliced from 18 exons. Bases 283 to 1707 code for a protein of 474 amino acids. NCBI's taxonomy places the organism in Eukaryota, Metazoa, Arthropoda, Copepoda, Calanoida, Temoridae. Gene Ontology annotation, cellular component: neuron projection; membrane; synapse.
GCGCCCUAAAAGCCUGGACGAGAAUAUCGAGAUGGCUCGGGACAAGAAAAUGAGGAGAAUGUGGCUCGUACGAGAAAUCGUUGUGGCUGGCCUUCUUUACCUCACUAUUCUACAUACACGAGAAGGAAAUUAAAAUCAUUAAACUUCAAAAUCAAGGAUAGUAUUAUUGUUAUAAAUGUCAACAAAUAGAACUAAUUAAGAAGGUUUCAGAACAUGAAAUGGGAGGAUUGAACAAAUACUUUUAUUCAUUUUUUAAUUGAUCAUAGUUUUAAAGAUUUGAGAAUGAAACCAGAAAUAAUUCUUCUUCUUCUUUAUUAUCUUCACUUUCAUGGAUGUGAGACGGAUAGAAGAGGGUUAAAGGGACGCGGCAUUGAUUUCUCCAGGGGUGUUGACAUCUCCAGGGGCGUUGACAUCUCAAGGGGCAUUGAAACCUCCAGUGAAGAGGGAAGAAGUAUAUUUCAGAAGGGCAGAUUAAUUGCUGAUAGAAACAGGAGGGGUGUAAUGGAAGUCCAAAGAGAGGAAGAAAAGAACAUACUGGAUGAGAUCCUCGGUGUUAAGGUUUACGAUGCUAGGAUUCGGCCUUCUGGAGUUAAUUCCUCAGAGGGAGCUACAAAUAUUGGUGUAAAUCUAAUGAUAAGAAGUAUAGAUAAAAUAGAUGAUGUGAAGAUGGAAUACAGUGUUCAGUUAACCUUCAGGCAAAAGUGGUUUGAUGACAGGCUGAGGUUUCAUGAGAAACUAAGUCCAGGUUUAAAAGAUAAAAUCAAAUAUCUGACAAUCACAGAUCCGAGCAAGGUUUGGAUGCCAGACACAUUUUUCAGAAAUGAACGAGAAGGAAGAAUGCAUCGAGUUUUAGUUCCCAAUUUAUAUGUUCGAAUUUUUCCAGAUGGACAUGUUCUCUUCAGUAUUAGGGUUUCCUUGACGCUAACCUGUCCGAUGAACCUGAAACUGUAUCCAAUGGAUAGGCAAAGAUGUCCCAUGCAGAUAGCGAGUUAUGGAUGGGCUACUGAUCAUCUUGUCUAUAUUUGGAAGAAGGAAGAUCCUGUUCAGAUCGCUCAAGGGAUAUCUCUCCCCAGGUUUGUUGUUGAGAAGUAUUCAAGUGAUUACUGUACAGUGAAAACUUCAACAGGAGAGUACAGUUGCUUGCGGAUGAUGUUAACCCUGAAGCGUGAGUUCUCCUACUACAUGUUGACUAUCUACGUUCCUACCUGCAUGCUGGUCAUUGUGUCCUGGUUUAACUUUUGGAUUGAUCCUAAGGCUGUUCCAGCCCGUGUUACUCUUGGUGUUACAUCUUUACUAACAAUGUCAACUAAAACAGCUUCAAUCACAAACUCACUUCCUCCAGUAGCGUACACCAAGGCGGUUGAUGUUUGGACAAAUGGAUGUAUCUUCUUUGUUUUCUUUGCCUUACUAGAGUACACAGCAGUUAACGCUGCGGCUAGAACAGAUGCAAAGAGGCUGCAGCAAAGAGCAAACUCAGUAAACGGUGUUAGAAAAAGAACAGAUAGUGUAUAUUGUGAAGUUAGCUUGAUGCCUAAAAAGAGCAUGAACUGCAUAUCCUACUGGUUAAAUAGAUUCCCAAGCAGAGCCAAGAAAAUAGAUGUAGUCUCUAGAAUAAUUUUUCCAAUUCUGUUUGCUCUCUUCAAUCUGAUAUAUUGGUCCCACUAUCUGUAUGAGGAAGCAUUAUCAGAAAAAACUCCCAAUUAUUAGAAACUCUUAAGCUGAACCUGUUAAGUUGUGAUUUUACUUUGGAGAAGGGAAUCAGAAAGUGUAAGAUGAAGAAGUAUCAUAAAAAAUUACUGAUUUAAAGGAACUCUAAGCAUUGCUAACAUUUAAAUUAUACUUAAAAAAAACAAUUUAGAAAAUUAAAAAUAAAAA